Solenopsis invicta (red fire ant) is the source of this 2600-nucleotide messenger RNA. RefSeq names its product cyclic AMP-dependent transcription factor ATF-6 alpha (gene Atf6). Lineage: Eukaryota; Metazoa; Arthropoda; Insecta; Hymenoptera; Formicidae. The transcript has 9 exons. Bases 256 to 2571 code for a protein of 771 amino acids. The record is from RefSeq and is a predicted model, not a curated record. Gene Ontology annotation, cellular component: nucleus. Gene Ontology annotation, molecular function: DNA-binding transcription factor activity, RNA polymerase II-specific; RNA polymerase II cis-regulatory region sequence-specific DNA binding. Gene Ontology annotation, biological process: endoplasmic reticulum unfolded protein response; regulation of transcription by RNA polymerase II.
UAGUCACGUGACAGAAGAGCCAAGGGAAGCAACAUGCGGUGGAAUUCUCUCCGAAAAAUUGUCGGAGCAUGUCGGAGUUCUGGCGUUUACGACACUGUCAACUUUUGUGUCGGACGCCACGCUCGUAGUUGUGAUCAGACGUGAUGGCACACGGCAAUUAAAUUCGAGGUAUUAUUAGUUCAAAUGUGAAUUUUUUCAUCACGAGCGUGUUUCAAUACAUAAAAGCCCAAGAUACGCUUUGUUGACACUGAAAACAUGCCGAGUAUAGAGUUUGGGCAACGAAACAAUGGUGGCAUUACGGCAUCUGAGACACAAAUGUUUCCAGAAUUCGAAUUCUUAGAAGAAAACAGUCAGUUUAUUUCUGACGACCUUUUUCAAUCAUGGAGUUCCGAAUUAGGAAUACCUAUCAUUCCAGAGGAAGAGACAAUCUUGGAUUAUAAUAAAACUACGAAUGAAGGAAUGAAAAACAUAUUUGACUUAUGGACCCCGUUUAAAGACGACGAGUUUAAUUGCACACAAAAUUCUGGGCUGGAGGAAACAGACGAGAUAACAAAUGAAAUUAAAUUUGAACCUGAAAGUCCAACUGCACAAUUUCCAUUAUCUCCCAAUAGCCUUAAUCAUUCGGAAUCUAAUGAUUCGGAUAGACAAAUGAAAUGUUAUAUGCCAGAAACUUCAAAUUAUAUGAUGCAAAAUGUAAAAACAGAGUUUACUUUGGAAACACCACUAAUUUCUUCUCAGCAAUGUGUAUCUCCAUCACAAUCACUUCAUUCAUCUCUAAACACAUCAACUGCAGUGCAACAAGUUAAAUUAUGUGAUGACAAAGAGGAUGUAGAUCCAACAAAAUAUAUCUUUGCAAAAUCAGCAAGAACUGAUUCUACAAAAUAUGCUCAUAUCCAGCCCAUAAAUAUUGGCCAAAAUAUAAAAUAUGGUAAAAAUAUUAUAUUACGUUCAUGCGAAACUCCAAAUACUAUCUUUGUCCAAGACAUCGCUACAUUCGUACAAAAUGCAAAUUCACAACAUGUAUUGUAUCCCUCAAAACUUCAAGUAUUGCCGACAAAUAAACAACAAAAUUCAUUAAAUAACAACUCAACUGAUAAGAAAGCGGAAACCAUGGCAUUUCAAAUACCACAAAAUGUAAAAAUAAUCAACACUAUAUCAAACAUUUGUCCAUCAAGUACUACCGAGCCAACAGAUGCGUGUACUAUUUUAAAUAACGGAUCUAUUGUGAAAUGUAACAAUGUUGUUGUUGCAAACAAAACUAUGAGUUGUACACCAUUUCAAGUAAUGCGGAAUAAAAUGAAUUCCAAUUCAUUAAUUGUACAUAAUGAACCGAUUGAUGUCACGAAUUCGCCAAAAAACAAUCAGGAAUAUAAAUUGAAAGCAUUAAAAAGACAGCAAAGAAUGAUAAAAAAUAGAGAAGCUGCUUGUCUCUCACGGAAGAAAAAAAAAGAAUAUGUAUCUUCUUUGGAGAAACAAGUAUCUGAGUUGAAAGAAGAGAAUAGACAAUUAAAAUCGGAAAAUACAGUCCUAAAACAGAGAUUAUCAAAAAUAGGAGGCAAUAUCACAGAUAAUAUAGAUAAUAACAAACAUAAAAGUUUAAAUUUUAAGCCUUUGAAAAAGAAAGUAAAAGGGAGUGCUGUUCCGAUUAUUCUUUGCGGUAUAAUUUUCAUGGUAUCUUUCAACAUCGAUGGUUUUAGGGGAACGCUUUCACAAAAUGUACAUUUUAAAACUGAAUCUAACAGUUUAUCAGUACCUAUAGCAGAGGAUAAACAUAACAGAAGAUUGUUCUGGACGGUAGAUGAAAAUGAUAACAAUAUGGAAGAUCAAAUUGAAGAAACUUUUAAUAAAAGUAUACCGAUACAUCAACCAAUAUGUCCGAUGUAUAUUAAUCAAAGUGAAUCAAUACGUUUAGAUAGCGAGUUAAGACGUUGGAUUGUUGGUGAAUCUGACCGAGAUAAUCAGACUGCUCUAAAAAAAGCAAAGUUACAAACAAAUUCAUUAAAUGUAUCAUUGUCAAGAUCGCCAUUGGAAGAAAAGGCAAGAAGAAAGUUAUACUUAUCACGAAAAAUAAAAACUUUACACAAAAUGAUUGAUAUUCCUGCUGUUGAUCAACAUCCAGAUAAUAAUGCAAUUGAGAUUUUUUCUCCGAUAUUGAGCGAACAUGCUUCUUUAUUUGAAGCUUUAGGAAGAAAAGACGAUACAUUUUAUGUUGUCUGGUUUAGUGGUGAACAUUUAUUACUGCCAGCAUCCCGGAAAAAUAACACGGCUAGACCGAAAAUGUCUUUAGUUUUACCUGCUGUAUCCAUAAAUGGUACAUUUUCAACGCCAUCUAAUCAUAUAACAAUGAUGCAAAUUGAUUGUGAAGUAACCAAUACGCAACUGUUACAUUUACAACAAUCCAUUAUACCUAUCCAUUUACGAAACAGUAAACCUACGAGUCAAUCGAAUCAAUCUCAUUCUGUCGAGGAUAUACAUGAUUCGUCCACAGAUAAUAUCACUAGAAAUUACAAACCGUACUUUUUGAAAGAAGCAAAUCGAAAACAUCGAUAUAAAAAACACUUUAUGCAAUGAUUACAAAGAUAAACGAAAUUUUUAAAAAG